CAUCACUUUCACUGUAUUGUCUCCCACCUCGCAGAGCCUGCCCAGACCUUCUCCCGGGAGCCCCCGCAGCCAUCUGCCUCCUCAGCCCCGUCCCCGGAGCUGCAACAUGGGCAAGAAGAUGAAGAAGGGAUGCGACUGCAAACGGAUACUGAAGAACAACUGGCUGCUCAUCGCCACCGUGGUAGCCGUGGUUUUAGGUAUUGGGCUUGGAGUUCUGGUUCGGGAAUAUGCUAAUCUUUCUAACCUGGACAAGAUCUACUUUGCCUUCCCUGGAGAAAUUUUGAUGCGGAUGCUGAAGCUUAUAAUUUUACCAUUAAUUGUGUCCAGUAUGAUCACAGGUGUCGCUGCUUUGGAUUCCAGUGUAUCUGGGAAAAUUGGCCUGCGCGCGGUUGUGUAUUACUUCUGUACGACUGUAAUAGCUGUCGUUCUAGGCAUUGUCCUGGUGGUGACCAUCAAACCUGGAGUGUCUCAAAAUCCAGAAGACAUUGACAGAACAGGCAGCACACCGGAGGUCACUACAGUAGAUGCCCUGCUAGACCUCCUAAGAAAUAUGUUCCCCGAAAACUUGGUCCAGGCUUGCUUCCAACAGUACAAAACCAAGCGUGAAGAGCUGAAACCAUCAAAGGAUCCUGACAAGAACAGCACAACAGAGAAAAACAGUACUGAGGAUUUGAUGCUGAUGACAGAUCAAGAGAAUCGUACAAAGGAAUAUAAGAUCGUUGGCCUGUACACUGAUGGGGUCAAUGUUCUGGGCCUCAUCGUCUUUUGCUUGGUCUUCGGUAUCGUAAUUGGGAAGAUGGGAGAAAAAGGUCAAGUUUUGGUGGACUUUUUCAACGCACUGAAUGAUGCAACCAUGCAGAUAGUUCAGAUCAUUAUGCUGUACAUGCCCCUCGGUAUUUUAUUUUUGAUUGCCGGAAAGAUAAUUGAAGUCAACGACUGGGAAAUCUUCCGCAAGCUUGGCCUUUAUAUGGCAACCGUGCUCAGUGGACUUGCGAUCCACUCCAUUAUCAUCCUGCCUCUAAUUUACUUUAUAGUAGUGAGAAAAAAUCCUUUCCGAUUCGCAAUGGGAAUGGCACAAGCCCUACUUACUGCUCUUAUGAUAUCAUCAAGCUCUGCAACCUUGCCAGUAACCUUCCGAUGUGCUGAAGAGAAAAAUCGCGUGGACAAAAGAAUCACAAGAUUUGUCUUACCAGUUGGCGCCACGAUCAACAUGGAUGGAACGGCUCUGUAUGAGGCUGUAGCAGCUGUCUUUAUUGCACAGCUUAAUGAUCUGAAUCUAGAUGUGGGUCAGAUCGUCACUAUAAGCGUAACUGCUACGGCAGCCAGUGUUGGAGCUGCCGGGGUACCCCAAGCAGGCCUGGUUACUAUGGUAAUCGUUCUCAGUGCUGUGGGCCUUCCAGCCGAGGAUGUCACUCUUAUCAUAGCAGUUGACUGGCUUCUUGACCGAUUUAGAACAAUGGUGAACGUCCUUGGAGAUGCCUAUGGGACAGGAAUAGUGGAGAAGCUGUCCAAAAAGGAACUUGAACAAAUGGAUGUGGCAUCGGAAGUGAACAUCGCUAACCCAUUUGCAAUUGAGCCUACUACACUAGAGAACGAAGAUGAUGGCGAACUGAAAAAAUCCUAUGUGAAUGGAGGCUUUGCUGUAGAUAAGUCAGAUGCUAUAUCCUUCACCCAGACAUCGCAGUUCUAAGUGAAUUUGGGUUGCUGGGUGCGCUAGAUUCUUGAAGGAACAUAGACUGUGGCAUCAGUGCAACCAGGUGCAGUUACAUCAAGGUAUUAUAGAAGACGCGAUCACUGUGUAUCGCACCAAAGGGAUUUUUUUCUUUUCAGUAUUUGGAUUGAACGUUUUUGCUCCAUGUGAGCAUGAUUAAUGGAAAUUACAUUUGGAACAAUGCGUUAAGCUUCUAAUGCUGUGACAUCUAACCACUAACUGAAAAAGCAUGUCUAUAAUCGGGUUGGCAACAUCCACAGUCAGUAAAAGGAAAACUUUGUAGUAGUUUUUCUCAAGCACAGAACAGCAUUAUUUGUCCUAUCUGUAUUCUCAAUUGCAUUUUUUUCUCGAAAAUGCAUUAUUAAAAUGCCCUAUUGAUACAGUGCCAAAA
Molecule: messenger RNA, 2102 nt
Organism: Spea bombifrons (plains spadefoot toad)
Lineage: Eukaryota; Metazoa; Chordata; Amphibia; Anura; Pelobatidae
Gene: SLC1A1
Product: solute carrier family 1 member 1
Exons: 12
Coding region: 107-1690 (527 amino acids)
Biological process (GO): L-glutamate transmembrane transport
Cellular component (GO): plasma membrane
Molecular function (GO): L-glutamate transmembrane transporter activity; L-cysteine transmembrane transporter activity; glutamate:sodium symporter activity
Source: RefSeq, a predicted model, not a curated record